Molecule: messenger RNA, 8890 nt
Organism: Lingula anatina
Lineage: Eukaryota; Metazoa; Brachiopoda; Lingulata; Lingulida; Lingulidae
Product: complement C3
Cellular component (GO): extracellular region
Molecular function (GO): protein binding; endopeptidase inhibitor activity
Source: RefSeq, a predicted model, not a curated record
AUUCAGUCUGCUGAAACUUAAAGCACCAUCAGAACAGAUUGCCUCCUGGCGCAUGGUGUGUGUGCUUACCAUCAAGACUCAGACCCCAAGGCAGGUUAUUUUUGCGUAGGUAUAAGCCUGUUAGAUACAGUGAAACCUUAAUCAAUCUAUACUUAAUGCGCAUGAAGUGAAAGUGUGAAGAUAUUUCAGCAAAAGCAGUAAUAGGCAUGCGCCACUCAAAGAUGAUGGCAUGAUAUUAGAAGUCAAGUAUAGCAUAUCUUUGCUGUAUGUUCUACGAUAAAAAAAGCAGAUAGAGAGCAUAUGAAAUUAACAGCAGGAUAUCAUCAUUAUCAAGAACUCAAUUGAAUAAUGGUUCUGCUUACAAAGGAAACCACCAACAUUUAAUAAGGAACUGAACCAGGAACCGGAGCAGCUUUGGACAUCUGGUUUGAUCUAGUGUGUGGUUAUAAUUAGAUUCUGAAGUACUGGAACAAGGAUAUAAACAAUAAAAAAGGGAUAUUCAGUUUCGACAGCUGUAUGAAAAAGUUGUGUUCAUGAGAUUAUUUGUGGAGUAGCAUUGUUUAAGUUGACAGUACAAAAGAGAGGGAUACUUCAUAAAAGACAAUUAUAUCAAGAUUUUUUUGAAAAGGAUACUGCAGCCAAAAUCAGGUAUUUUGAAUGAGUGAAACUGAAGAUGUUACUACAAAUACUGCUGUUGGUUCUAGGAUGGUGCUAUGGACAAGGGCAACAGAGCCCCUCUUACUUCAUCGCAGCACCAGAUGUAUUUAGACUGGGCGUGGAAGAGACCGUGUCAGUCACACUGUCACAUGUUCUUGGACCUGUUAAUGUAAAGAUUUACCUGCAGGACUAUCCAGAUCGCAGGACAACAUUUUCUGUUGCUGAAGGAAUGUUCAGAGAUGGAAUACCAGGAGAGCUAACAAUAAAAGUGAAUUCAAAUGAUCUUCCCAUGAGCACAGCACCAAAGAGAUAUGUGUAUCUUGUGGCCAAAUCCGAGUCUCCCAGCAUUCAAUUUCAGAAGGAGAUACCAGUGCUUGUCAGUCCAAGAACUGGAUAUGUUUUCAUUCAGACAGAUAAACCAAUUUAUACACCAAAGCAAGAAGUAAAGAUGCGAGUGGUUUAUCUCAACCAAGACAUGAAGCCCACCUCAGAUCCAAUACAAAUUGACAUUAUGAAUCCUCAAAGAACAGUUGUGGAACGUUACACUAACGUCACAGUCAAGGAGGGUUUCAUCAGUUUGACCUUCACCUUUCCACCUUUCCCAAUGUUUGGGAACUGGACGGUGGCAGCAUAUUAUGGACUAGAUCAUCUUCAGAACACUUCAGUGAAGUUUGAAGUGAAGGAAUAUGUUUUGCCUACUUUCUCAGUGAAGGUGAUAUCUAGGCCAUAUAUUUUGCCCCAUGAUGUUCUUAUACAUGGAAAAGUAACUGCAAAGUAUGUCUAUGGGAAAGGAGUCAAAGGGUCAGUAUUCAUGAAGUUUGGAAUCAUGAACUAUGAAGGUGAAGUGAUAGUGUUUGGCACACAAAAACAUUUACAGAUGGUGAAUGGAGAAGUCAGUUGGGAGGUGAGCACUCAAUACAUCAGAGACCUUGGAGAAGAUUUCUGGUUCCCAGAUGGCGCCAGGUUCUACAUACAUGCUGAGGUUACUGAGAGGGCCACAGGCAAGAAGGAGAUUAAGGAGGACAGUUCUGCCCAAUUUGUCAGGUCCCCAUAUUAUCUUGACUUCAAGAGGACAAACCGUUACUUCAAGCCUGGAUUGCCAUUUGAUGCUAAGGUUGACCUCUUCUAUGCCAACCAUACCCGAGCCUCCAGUGUGCAGGUUUCAUUGUCUGCUUUUGCUAUACUGACCGACUGGUCACAGGUUGCCGUGGAGAUGAUGGACAAUGGACCAACCACAGUAGAGACGGAUGACCAUGGUCAAGCACAAUUCACUGUACUGGUUCCACCAAAUACAGACACACUGGCUUUGACAGUCAAAACCUCAGAUAUGUCGCCAUCAGCCAACUUGACUCAAGUGACCACUGCCUAUCACUCUCCAAGUAAACAGUACAUGGUGGUCAGAGUAAAGGAAAGGCAGAUCAAUGUUGGGGAUUCCAUUGCUGCAGAAGCCUUCUUAACAACUGACCAGAAUGUUAAUAUUCAGUAUAUGGUGAUUGCUGGAGGUAAAAUCACAGAACAAAGAAGUGUUGCAAAGAUGGAAGGAGGAAUGACAUUUCUUCCAUUUAUUGUGUCACAUGACAUGCUGCCUGCUGCACGAUUGGUUGCUCACUACAUUGACCAGACGACAGGUGAAGUGGUGGCAGAUUCCGUCUGGUUUGAUAUUGAGGAUGAAUGCAGAAAUAAGAUUUUGUUGACCACUGACCAAAAAGAUUAUCACCCAGGUCAGCAUGGUAAAGUGGUGGUUAAGGGAGAACCUAAGUCCAAGGUGGGGCUACUGGCAGUGGACAAGGCCGUGUACCUGCUCAAUGCUAAUGACAGGCUAACACCACAGAAGAUGUUUUCUGCAAUGGAGAGUUAUGAUCUUGGCUGUACUCCAGGAGGUGGUCAAGAUAGCCGCACAGUAUUCAAGGAUGCUGGGAUAGCUGUGAUUAUGAGUGCAGAUCUGUAUGUGGACAAGAGGACGGACAUCAAGUGUGAUGUGUUACCAACACACAGGAAGAAAAGGGCAAUAAGAAGAUCACGUCUUGACAACUGGAACGUGCAGGACGAGAAGACAAGAUGCUGUAAUCUGGGUCAACGCAGGGAUUUUUCUGGACUCACAUGUUACCAGAGAAUUGCUGGACUUAGGAAUGUGACCAAUCACUGUAGAGCUACUUUCUUCCGCUGCUGUAAAGAGAUGCCUGUUCAAGAGAGGAUAGGACGAUUGUCAGCUUAUAUGGUGUAUGCAAAACCUGACGAUUUCAGAGGCAGGUCAAGUGACAUAAUCCCUGAGCCCCUGCAGCUGACCUUUGACCAGAUCCCAGUCGACGAGAGUGGAGUGCCUGUCCGCUCAGAUUUCCCCGAAUCCUGGUUGUUUGAGGACAUUUACUUGGAUGAUUAUGGCCAGGCCAGUCAUAGUGUUAACUUCCCAGAUUCAAUUACCACUUGGGUUGUCCAUGGUCUGGGCAUAGGGGCCCGCGAUGGUCUCUGUGUUACCAGGGCCCAUAAUGUGACCGUGUUCAAGUCAUUCUUCCUGCAGCUGGAGCUUCCAUAUUCUGCCAUUAAAGGAGAGCAGAUAGAGGUUAUGGCCACUGUGUAUAAUUACGAGAGAGUAGAGAUGAGGGUUAAGAUGUUCAUGGAUGGAACAGAAGGUGUAUGUGCCAGCUCAUUACCUGGAACCAAGAGCCAAGAAAAAAUGUUUGUGGUUGCCCCUGGUGAUGCGUAUUCUGUAUCAUAUCCCAUAGUUCCACUUGAAGCUGGAGAGUAUCCAAUCAAAGUUAAGGCUUUUACAAGUUUUGGACCCGACAUUGUGGAGAAGAAGUUGCUGGUUGUUCCUGAGGGAAUAGAGAAGGUGAAAUCAUACUCAGUGAUCUUAGAUCCAGCAGGUCGACUCAGCAGGUUUAAGAGAAGUUCAAGAGAUACUGACCAGAGGCAGACAAACAUAGUGGAUGCCAGACCCCCAGAGGAAGCCAUUGAAGGAACUGAGAAAUGCACAGUCAGUGCCUUAGGUUCUGUUGUUGGUCCCAGUGUCUCUUCUUAUAUCAAUGGUAUUGAGGAGUUCAUGGUGAUGCCAAAGGGAUGCGGAGAACAAACCAUGAUCUACAUGGCCCCAACAUUGUAUGCCACAUAUUACUUGAAGAAAACUGGACAACUCACUCCGGAGGUGGAAAAGAAAGCUCUUAAUUUCAUCACUGAAGGCUACAAGAGGGAGCUUACCUUCCGUAAGGAAGAUGGAUCUUUUUCAGCUUGGACACACUAUCCUGCAAGCACCUGGUUGACUGCCUUUGUGGUAAAGAAUUUCUGCCGUGCCAAAGAAUAUGUUUACAUUGAUGACAAUGUCAUCUGCAGUGGAAUCAAAUGGCUCUUAAAAAACCAACAUGCAAAUGGUGUCUUCUUUGAGAGUGGUGAGGUGGUCCACAAGGAGAUGACAGGAGGUCUCCAUGGUGAUGCAUCCCUGACAGCAUUUGUAUCUAUUGCCCUGUCUGAGUGUAAACAAUACUGUAAGAAUGAGGAUGUAACAUUAGCACAACGCAAGGCAACGUCUUACCUGGAAACCCGAAUUUCUGGACCAAUCCGCCCCUUUACUAUUUCCAUCAUCUCGUAUGCCUUGGCGUUGGCUGGCAGUUCACAAAAAGAUAGAGCAAACAGAAAACUUCGAAUUUUGUCUCGAUUUGAUCCAGGUAUGGGGGUGUCUGUUAAGAACCACAGGUACUGGGAAGUGGACACUUACUCCAGAUACGAAGGGGACUACAUCCCAUACCAGUACAAACACAACCCCUCCGCCAUUGCAGUGGAGACGGCAUCUUACGCUCUCCUCACCCAGAUGCUGUCUGAAGAUAUCACAUUCAGCAACCCAGUUGUGAUGUGGCUAACAGAACAAAGAGGGAAGAAAGGAGAGUUUGUGUCAACACAAGACACAGUGGUGGCUCUCCAUGCUUUAGCGGAGUAUGCUGCCAAGACCCACUCCUCCACUGUGGACCUGCAGUGUGAAGUGCACUCUGAUGUGGACACCACGUACGAGAAAGAGAUCAGAAUUAAACGUGAAAAUGCAGAGGUUCUACAGGAAGUUGUGGCCCCAACAGGGGGACAGCUGACCAUCAGCACAGUGGGCUCUGGUGUGGGUAUGAUGUCUGUUGAAAUGCGUUACAAUGUGCCUACCACAAAGGGAGAGAUCUGCCGCUUUAACCUCACAGUGAACAGUAAGGAGAAGAACCUGUUAGAUGACCACAUGGCCAAUGGGGCCAGUGUUGGACCCCAGGGCCUCACCCCUGCUGACCUUCCUGCUGUUCAGCCCCGCCGUGCAGAAUUAGUGUUUGGAAGCAUCCCAGAGUUCCCACUCCCAGGUGAAAUCCCCAUGGACCUUCCAGAGGUGCAACCAAGAAUUGCAAUCUCCUCUCCGACCAGACGACGCAAAUCUCAUCUGGAGUCCUAUUCCUUCGGACCUCAAGCACGCUCUCGGCCUACAGUCAGACGUUCACGUUUUGGGGGACCAAGGGAGGAGCCACAAGUUUUCUUGAGAGCAGAACCGCAGGCGAGGAGUGGCGUUUCCAGUUACGUCACUGAAAUUCAUGCCUGUGCCAGGUAUCUGGUCCCAGGGAAAAAGUCUGGGAUGACCAUUUUGGAGGUCGGACUCUACACGGGGUUCCAGGCGGUCACUGAAGACUUAAACGAGCUUGUCAAAAAGGAAAACACUAAAGUCCAAAGAUAUGAGAUUGCUGACAGGGCAGUCAUAUUUUACCUGAAGGAGGUUGACCAUGCAGAGGAUUACUGCAUCAAAUUUGAUGCUAUACAAAUACACAGGGUUGGAAGAACACAACCAGUAGCUGUGAAAAUCUACGAUUAUUAUGAAACAUCUGAGACGUGUACAGAAUUUUACCACCCAAAGAAGGGGAGUCCACUGCUUAAAGUGCAGUGUGAAGGGGGACAGUGUAUUUGUGCAGAGGGCAACUGUGGCAAGUGUUAUACCCACACUCCCAGAGACAGCUUCCAGUACACCAUCUCAUUUAACAAAAUGCGCCGCAAACUAUGUGGAAGAGGGUCUGAGAAGCCAAUGGAUUUCGCUUUGAAAGCAAAGGUGAUAUCCAUAGAUGAAAUGAACAGUCUCGUAAAUAUCACAGUUGUUGUGAAGAAAGUUAUAAAGCAAGGCAUUGAGCAAGUGUCCAAAGACAUGAAUUUGACAUUUUUCAAGAGGAAGGCAUGCAAUUGUCCCCAUUUUGAAAUUCAUAAAAGCUACUUAAUCAUGGGAAGAGAUGGAAGAAGAUACACAGAUAAAUUUGGACAGACAAAGUACAAAUAUUACAUAGAUGACAGGUCUUUUGUGGUGGAAUGGCUAGAUAGAGGAAGAACAUCUAAAGAAAGGAGGCUAAGCCAGUAUUUGAGAAGGAUUUCCAGAACAACAUGCAGGAAAUGACUUAAAUAUUGACAGACUUUUUCACUCAUUCUUUAUGGAUGAUGCAAUUUGUACACCAAAAGACAUAAUAGUGAAUUGUGUUCGUAUUCUUUGUAGACAUUUGUUUUCAGAUAAGAUUUUUGAAUAUUUUAAUUGAUAUUGUGUGAUUUGCUUUUGCAGGUUCCACUAGAAGUUGUUUAAUUGAUUUUUUCAUAUACAAGACAUGAGAAAAUAAGUAAGAUGUUGUCAGUCAAGAUUUUGCUAUGUAACAAUUUUAAUAUACUUACUUGCAGUGGAAUAUAAAAGAAAGAGUGAAGUGGGGAGUUUGUUAGGCCUUCUUUGAAUUUUCAACAACUGUUUUUUACUGAAGGCAGUUUGAAAAUUUAUUUGCAGUUGGCCUCAAGACUAUUUCACAUUGAGCAUUUUAUCUUGACAUUCCAUCUGUAGCAGUAUAUCAAGAGAGGUAGACAUGUAAGAGAAUCUCAUAAACAGAACCCCUGCAAUCCAAAUGAUGAAUUAAAACAUGGUUGGUACAGUAAUGAUUCAGUCUUUUCAAUGGGGAAAAUUAUCAGUCUUACAGAUAACUUAUUUUGGAAUCUUCAAAAAUGUAUUCUUUUAAAUGACAUUUUUUGUUGCUUUUACUGUAUAAAACGGAACUAUUAGGUAUCCUGCUUUUCAGUAUUGUUGCUACCAUUGAAUAGGAAUAAUCAAAUUUUAAGAACUUAUGACUUAAAAAAAUACAGUAUCUGUGAAAUUCACAGUAGAAAAGAUUGAGUCAUUAUGUACAUACAAAGUUUUGAGUGGAAGUAAAUGUGUGAAAGUGAGUUAAGCUCCCUUAAGGGUACUGACAGGGUUUAUGAUGUCAAAAUACCCAAAAUGAAAUUAUUCGGUAAUGCAUUUACCUUUUUGCUGCUUAAAAACAAAAACAAAAAGAAAACAAAUCCCCUCAGAAAUAUAAAAUAUUGGCAUUUAUAAUUAUCAUUGCUAGGCAUAAGCACCUCAGAGUAUUUAUUGUCAUUUUAACAACUUUGCAGUGAGAUAGUAAUCAGUAUGGGAUGUAACUUUAUCCCAAACAAGAUUGUAUCACAAAAAUUGGCAUAAGUGACAGCAAUGGGCGUCAAUCCUGUGCUGUCAUUUUGGUUUAAAUGUUUUUUGUCAUGGAAUUAGGAGCGCCAAAUUUCAAUGCAUCGUUGAACAAAGACAUCGCUUUGCCUUGUUAACGAAAGAAAACUGAACUAAGGUCUAAAAAAAACCCACUUAUAGCAGGGUUUUGAAAUACUCAGUGGUGUCAUUUAAUUGGGGUUGGAGUGUGUUCAUAGGUGCUCAGGUUAAGGAGGAAUUUAGACAGUGAACACUGAAGAUGCCUCUCUUAUCAAAAGCAUGUCCAUAGAGACAGUAAUUAAGGAGUUUUUGUCUAACCCUGUCUAACUCCAAUGGUAAAUGGUAAAACCUCUCAAAAUAUAGGACUACAGAGGGAAUGCUAAGAUAGAAUACUUGACAUAAAGGACUUUAUAUCAUUCUCCUUGUUAGUUAAAGGAAAGGGAUGGACAUACAUUUCAAUUUGCUAAUAUAAAACUUAAGUCAAUAGAAUAGUGUACAAAUUUAGCUUUGUUUUUUAUUAACUCUUAAUCUCUAUGUUAAUUAUCAUAACAUUGUCUGCACAAUAAUUCCCAGUUACUUCAGUUUGAAACUUUCAAAUUAAGAAUCUGUAAAAUAUGAGUUUGCUUAUCAAAUUGGUGUCAAAUCAUUUUCAAAAUGAAAAGGGUUGGUUUGUUACAUGGAAAACCCAUUGAAGAAAGAACCUUAAAGAGGUGUCAAACCAUUAUUUUUGAAACCAUGGUAAAAUUUGGGCUCUGAAUAAUAUUGUUCAUAUUUUUUUAAAGAAAAAUCCAUGGAAAAAGAUAUUGUGUCUUAUUUCUCUCUCAAUAUGUACAUUAAUUAAAAAUGUGUAAAAUAAUCACUUCCUUGCAUUUAGUAUUUAUAUUUAAGAAUGACCAGUAAAAGGACUCUUUUUAUAUUUUAUGUCAUUUAUUUUUAUUUAUUAUGAAAGAGUUAUAGAUGAUUGUGUGGCAUUUUCCCUUCUGAUGGUAUCAGAAUUUAAUUUUAUGCUUAUAAUGUACAAACCAAUCAUUACUUUUUUUUUUUUGUUAAAUUGAGUGUUGCAUUUUGCAAUAAAAGAUACUCUUCAAAUAGCCAAUAUAAUAUGUUGUUACAAUGAUAGCAUUUUAUUUUACGAUUGAAAGAAAAAAAAAACUUUACCAAUGAUAUAAGCUGUUACAUUGUACAACUAUUGUAAAUCUCACCCUACUACAGAAGUCAUCACAAAUGAAUGAGAUUGAAAAAUAAGAAUCCAUUCUACAUUAAUAAAGUUCAUGUAAUCUUUGCUUCUUUAUUUAAAAGAUUUUCUAGCCAUUUUAAGUUAAAAUAAAGCUGAAAAAAGAACUACCAAUCUACCAUUCUACUGAAAGCACACAACUGAUGGAACUAUACAACAUUAAGUAUUUCAGCAACCAAUAUUUCAUAUCUUUAAGUGAAAAAAAAAAAAAAGACUUUUAUCAGACCCAGUGCUAUUCUAACAAAGUCACCCUGCAGAAGGAAUGGGCAAUAUUAUUACAAUGGCAAAACAACACUUCUUUCAUCUUAAUUAUCACAGUAACUAACAUGGAAUGGUAGCGAGGGCAGCUUUAAAAGUCCACCUCAAAAAUUUUGUAAGAAUCUAUUUGAAAAGUACAACUGCAAGUUCCUUAUGACGUUGUUCUUAAAUAAAUCCUACAUUGCUUAAUUUCCAUACAAUUCAUUCUACCUUUUUCCUACUUCUAAUAUAUUUUUUCUACUUUUUUCCUACUUCUAACAUAAUUUGUCAGU